Molecule: messenger RNA, 9300 nt
Organism: Xiphophorus maculatus (southern platyfish)
Lineage: Eukaryota; Metazoa; Chordata; Actinopteri; Cyprinodontiformes; Poeciliidae
Gene: unc13a
Product: protein unc-13 homolog A-like
Exons: 44
Coding region: 377-5860 (1827 amino acids)
Biological process (GO): dense core granule priming; neuromuscular junction development; synaptic vesicle maturation
Cellular component (GO): synaptic vesicle membrane; presynaptic active zone cytoplasmic component; plasma membrane
Molecular function (GO): calcium ion binding; calmodulin binding; syntaxin-1 binding
Source: RefSeq, a predicted model, not a curated record
CUGUCCGCGCAGCUGGUGGUGCUGAAGCUGAACAAGAUGGCUGUUUGCUGGGGACCGGAGAGCUGAGGGAGAGCGGGGAAAGAGGCGCUAAGAAACGGAGAAAGAAAGGGCUGCGACGCCGGUGUUCCCUUUCCGAGUGAGAGGACGGUUGACGGUUUGUUUAUUUUUCUUUCUUUCUUUCUUUCUUUUUUUUUUUUUUUGCCGGCUGUCACGAAGACAGUCGGGCUCCGCUGCCGCUGCUAACCAGCGACGCCUGGCUUCACCCAUCUCCAGCCCAGCCGCUCAUCGUUCCCGGGCUGCCUUCAGCACAGAUUAACACUGCCAAUUAGGAAACUGGUGAAGAAGCUGGAGUCUGGACUAAAGGAGCGCAUAAGAAAUGUCAUUGCUGUGUGUUGGAGUAAAGAAAGGCAAGCUCGAUGGACCCCAAGAGAAAUUUAACACAUACGUGACCUUGAAGGUGCAAAAUGUUAAGAGCACCACCAUUGCUGUGCGUGGCAGUCAACCAUGCUGGGAACAGGACUUCAUGUUCGAAAUAAACCGUCAGGGGCUGGGCCUCACAGUGGAGGUCUGGAACAAAGGACUGAUCUGGGACACCAUGGUGGGAACUGUAUGGAUCCCCCUUCAAAGCAUACGACAGUCCAAUGAGGAGGGUCCGGGUCAGUGGCUGACCCUGGACUCGAAUGUUAUUAUGGCUGAGAAUGAAAUCUGUGGAACCAAAGACCCGACCUUUCACAGGCUGCUGCUUGACACUCGCUUUGAACUGCCAUUAGACAUUCCAGAAGAGGAGGCCAGAUACUGGGCUAAGAAACUCGAGCAACUUAAUGCAAUGAGAGAUCAAGAUUAUGCCUACCAAGAAGAACAAGAGCAAUCACUCCAUGCCCCCUCCACACAGUGCUGUAAUUGGAGUCUGUGGGGAGACCAGCAGAACGAGGACCCAGACAGUGCAGUUGAUGACAGGGACAGUGACUACCGCAGCGAGACCAGUAACAGCAUCCCUCCUCCCUUCUACACCACCUCCCAGCCCAAUGCUUCCAUGCACCAGUACCCAAUGCGGCAUCAACACUACAGGCACUCCUUCAGCGAUGACAUCCAUGAGCUGGACUACGAUCACAGAACAAUGAGACGCUAUGAUAGUUUAGACUCUGCCACCAACGGGCGCAGCGAUAUCGACUCAGGCUCAGGGUCGAGCCAGCGCACCAGUCGUCAGUAUUCUCUAGACAGUAGGCACUCUCUGUCCGAUAGUCCCACAGACAGCCGCUAUGCCUCAUCAGCGGAGCUGAGCAGAGGAAGCUCUCAGCUUAGCGAGGAGUUUCCUCCAGAGGACGGUGAAAGCUUUCAAGGUUCAGAGUUCUAUGAUGAAAACGACUCGUACCACUCCUGCCAUUCUUCCGUCAGCUAUGGCAAAGAAGAUUCCCCUGGCUGGGAUGGGGAGGACCACCAAGGGGUCUACAGUGACGAGGGAGGCUAUCUCAAAGAUGGAGGGGAAGAGGGUGCACUGUAUGAUGAAGAGGAAGGUGACAUUUACGCAGAGGAAGGGCAGUAUAACUAUCAAGAUGAGGAAGAGAUUCAAUACAGAGAUGAAGACAUGUAUCCACUGGGUGAUAAACAAAGCCAAGACAAGGAGUCGACCUACACUCCGUCAGUGCCAUCAGGCUCUGCAUCCACCUUGAUGACACCAUCUGAUGGCCUGUCUUCCUCCAGGCCACCUUUGGAGAAGCAAGCAUCUUUGCAUCAGCAGAGGCUUGCCCAGGAUCAGACCCAGUCGCCCAGUGCAGCUCUUGAACUACCUCCAGUCUCACAGGACAGCGUGUUGCCCUCUGAUGCUACAGAUUCCAUCAAGCCUUCCUUUGCUUCAUCACAGCCACAGAUGUCUGUCACAACAUCCACCCCAACCAUCCCAACCCAGGUUCCACCUCAGGACACCAAGCCCCUGGAGCCAGAGCCCAAAGCUGAAACCCCUCUGGAGGAUGUUUAUCCUCUCGAUCAGCCCCCAGCAGCAGAAACUGGGCAGCCUGCUCCUGAGGAGAAAACAGAAGAAGCUCCUGUUCCAAGCUUCCCAAAGAGAGAAAUCAUGGAGCCAGGUCCUGCUAGAGCCAAAGCUAACUGGCUUCGCCUUUUCAGUAGAGUGCGACUGCAACUACAAGAGGCACGAGGAGAGCAUGUUGGGAUUGCCUCAUUGCUUUUGUCUGCAGGCAUGGGUGGUGCUCUGUACAGCAUUGACAGCAUGCCAGACCUUAGAAAAAGGAAAGCAAUGCCUCUGGUCAGAGAUCUGGCAAUGUCUUUGGUCCAGAACUCCAGGAAGGCUGGCAUUACCUCAGCCUUAACGUCCAGCACCCUGCAUAACGAAGAACUGAAGAGUCAUGUCUACAAGAAGACCCUUCAGGCGCUCAUUUACCCGAUCUCUUGCACCACCCCACACAAUUUCGAGGUGUGGACAGCCACCACUCCAACUUACUGCUACGAGUGUGAAGGACUGCUGUGGGGUAUUGCUCGCCAAGGCAUGCGCUGCACUGAGUGUGGAGUCAAAUGCCAUGAGAAGUGCCAGGACCUGCUCAAUGCUGACUGUCUACAAAGAGCUGCAGAGAAGAGCUCCAAGCAUGGUGCAGAGGACAGAACCCAGAACAUCAUCAUGGUUCUUAAAGACCGCAUGAAGAUCCGUGAGAGGAACAAACCAGAGAUCUUUGAACUCAUCCAGGAAGUGUUUGCUGUCAUCAAGUCCACCCAUGUCACUCAAAUGAAGCAGAUCAAGCAGAGUGUGCUCGACGGCACCUCCAAAUGGUCAGCCAAGAUCUGCAUCACAGUGUUGUGUGCUCAGGGUCUCCAAGCAAAGGAUAAAACUGGUUCCAGUGAUCCCUAUGUCACUGUCCAGGUGGGGAAGACCAAGAAGAGGACCAAAACUAUCUAUGGCAACCUCAACCCUGUCUGGGAGGAAACAUUUAAUUUUGAAUGUCACAACUCCUCAGACCGCAUCAAGGUGCGAGUGUGGGAUGAAGACGAUGAUAUUAAGUCUCGGGUGAAGCAAAAGUUCAAGCGAGAGUCAGACGACUUCCUCGGUCAAACUAUCAUUGAAGUCCGCACUCUGAGUGGAGAGAUGGACGUCUGGUAUAAUCUUGACAAACGUACGGACAAAUCAGCCGUGUCUGGGGCUAUUCGAAUGCGCAUUAAUGUGGAAAUUAAAGGAGAAGAGACAGUCGCUCCAUAUCACGUACAGUACACCUGUCUGCAUGAGAAUCUCUUUCAUUAUGUAACAGAUAUCCAGAAUAAUGGUGUGGUGAAGAUCCCUGAUGCAAAAGGGGAUGAUGCUUGGAAAGUUUAUUUUGAGGAAACUCCCCAAGAAAUAGUAGACGAGUUUGCCAUGCGUUACGGAGUGGAGUCCAUCUACCAAGCCAUGACUCACUUUGCCUGCUUGUCAUCCAAGUACAUGUGCCCAGGUGUGCCUGCAGUCAUGAGCACCCUGCUGGCCAACAUCAACGCCUACUACGCCCACACCACCCAGGCAACCAACAAUGUUUCUGCUUCUGACCGAUUUGCUGCUUCAAACUUUGGAAAAGAGCGAUUUGUCAAGCUUCUAGAUCAGCUGCACAACUCUCUAAGGAUAGACCUCUCCAUGUAUCGAAAUAACUUCCCGGCCAGCAGCCCUGAGAGACUACAGGAUCUCAAAUCCACAGUUGACCUCCUCACCAGUAUUACCUUCUUCAGAAUGAAGGUUCAGGAGCUCCAGUCCCCACCCAGGGCCAGUCAGGUUGUAAAGGAUUGUGUGAAAGCCUGCCUCAACUCCACCUACGAGUACAUCUUUAAUAACUGUCACGAACUCUACAGCCGCGAGUACCAAACAGACCCAGCCAAGCAGGGCGCUGUGCCUCCUGAGGAGCAGGGACCCAGUAUAAAGAACCUGGACUUCUGGUCCAAACUCAUCACACUUAUUGUUUCCAUCAUUGAGGAGGACAAAAACUCUUACACUCCCUGCUUAAACCAAUUUCCCCAGGAGCUCAACGUUGGAAAAAUAAGUGCCGAAGUAAUGUGGAAUCUGUUUGCUCAGGACAUGAAGUAUGCAAUGGAAGAACAUGAGAAAAACCGCUUGUGUAAGAGUGCCGAUUACAUGAACCUGCACUUUAAGGUUAAAUGGCUGUACAACGAAUACUGCAAAGACCUUCCCUUCUUCAAGAGCCGAGUGCCUGAAUACCCUGCGUGGUUUGAGCCGUUCGUCAUCCAGUGGCUGGAUGAAAAUGAGGAAGUCUCUCGUGACUUUUUACACGGGGCUUUGGAGAGAGACAAAAAAGAUGGGUUCCAGGUCACAUCAGAACAUGCUCUCUUCUCUUGUUCGGUGGUGGAUGUGUUCUCCCAGCUCAACCAGAGCUUUGAGAUCAUCAGAAAGUUAGAGUGUCCAGAUCCACAGAUCGUAGGACAUUACAUGAAGCGAUUUGCCAAGACCAUCAGCAAUGUUCUUCUGUCCUAUGCUGAUAUCAUUUCCAAGUUGUUUGCCAACUAUGUUACCAUGGAGAAAGUGCCCUGCAUUCUGAUCAACAACAUCCAACAACUGAGGGUUCAGUUGGAGAAAAUGUUUGAAGCCAUGGGUGGAAAAGACCUGUGUGUGGAGGCCAGUGAUAUCCUGAAAGAUCUGCAAGUGAAGCUCAACAAUGUCAUGGAUGAUCUGAGCAGAGUCUUUGCCGUCAGUUUCCAGCCUCACAUUGAAGAAAAUGUGAAGCAGAUGGGCGACAUCUUGGCUCAGGUGAAAGGGACGUCGAAUGUAGGGAACGCCAGCAGUGUGGCCCAGGACGCCGACAACGUCUUGCAGCCAAUCAUGGAGUUUCUGGACAGCAACCUCUCUCUGUUUGCUAAGAUUUGUGAGAAGACUGUCCUAAAACGUGUGUUGAAGGAGCUGUGGAAGCUGGUAAUGAACACCAUGGAGAAAACCAUCGUUCUGCCUCCACUCACAGACCAAACGGGGAGGCUGAAGAGUGCUUCUCACAGUGAUGGCACUCAGCUCAUCUUCAACGCUGCCAAGGAGCUCGGACAGCUGUCUAAACUGAAGGAGCACAUGGUGCGUGAAGAGGCCAAAGCACUAUCACCCAAGCAGUGUGCUGUGAUCGAGCUGGCUCUGGACACCAUCAAGCAAUACUUCCAUGCUGGUGGUGUGGGUCUGAAGAAAACUUUCCUGGAAAAAAGUCCUGACCUCCAGUCUCUCCACUACGCCCUGUCCCUCUACACUCAGGCCACUGACAAACUCAUUAAGACCUUUGUCCAGUCGCAAAAUGCCCAAGUGUUCGGCGGGAAGGGGGUGAGAUUCACCACUAGUGAGGAUGUUUACCCAGAAAAGGGCACCGGAGUGGACGACGCUGUGGGCGAAGUGUCCAUCCAUGUGGAGGUUUUCACUCAUCCGAACACCGGCGAACAUAAAGUCACAGUGAAAGUGGUGGCUGCCAACGACCUGAGGUGGCAGACGCAGGGAAUAUUCCGCCCGUUCGUGGAGGUCUACAUCAUCGGCCCCCACCUGAGCGACAAGAAGAGGAAGUACGCCACCAAGUCAAAGAACAACAGCUGGGCUCCUAAAUACAAUGAAACCUUCACUUUCACACUGAGCAACGAGGUGGGUCCAGAGUGCUACGAGCUGCAGGUGUGUGUGAAGGACUACUGCUUCGCCCGAGAGGACCGCACCGUGGGCAUGGCCGUCCUGCAGCUUAAGGAUGUGGCCUCUAAGGGCAGCGCCGCCUGCUGGCUGCCGCUGGGUAAGCGCAUCCACAUGGACGAGACAGGCCUCACCGUCCUGCGCAUCCUCUCCCAGCGCAACAACGACGACGUGGCCAAAGAGUUUGUCAAGCUCAAGUCCGACCAGCGCUCUACAGAGGAGGGCCGUGGUUAAAAAAAAAAGACGAAAAUGUCAAAGUGGGGCUUAAAACGCCAUGUCUGGAGCUCAGUCAGACAGCCACUGCCCUGCGGCUCUCCUGAGUCACCGCAAGUCACUGCCAGGAUAAUCCAGAGUUGUAAAAGCACAGAUAAGACAGGAGGCAACACACACUCAGUCCUGUAAAUACUUUUAUUCCAGUGGCGAAGACGCAAAGCAAAGACGAGCAUCACCAAGUCCACCAGUGUCUUUAUUGUUGCUGAUGUGUUUUAAUCAUCCUUUUUGAUUAGCGAUACAGUUUCCCUAUUUGUCGUGGAGAAACACACACACUUACUGGAGUGAUCAGGUGGAGAAAUGUCUUGUAGCCUCUAAAUAUUUUUAGCCAUCUUUCUCACUUUCUUUUUUUUAAGUUUCUGCCCUGUCAUCCCUUCCCUGGUGUGUGCCCACUCAGAGAAGGGACCGCAAGUGCCAACAGAUAAUUACUGAUAUAUGCCAAGACCAUUCCCAAGCACAACAGGACCGACCGUCCAGCCGACACACAACGCAAACAGGCUCAAAACAUUCCAGAUAUCAGAAACAAAGCACUUUUAGUUUAUCACUCAAGUUUAUUACUUUCUUAUUCUAGAUCUAUAUUUAUAUUUAAAUAAUUCUAUAUAUGAACAUGCAUAUAUAAAAAAUAUAUAAAGGGAAAUAUAUAAGCUUACAGGAUUAUUCGAUGGAGGUCAUCGUAGUCUGUCUUUCUGAGCGUCUACCCUGUAACAGAGCACUGCCUGACACCCUCAAAGCCUUCUGUCCUGUUGACCCUCGUCCUCUGUCUGCGUCCUGUGUGGGACAGCAUGGAGAGAGAGAAAUCUGAUGAAAGCACACAUCUGAGCACUGUGAUUCAUCAGAUUAUACAUAAGUAUAUGUGAGUGAGUGAGUGAGUGAGUGAGUGAGUGAAUGAGAAUGGACUCGGUGUGAUUGUGAAGAUGUCGACCUCGUGUUGCUGGCUACCUUCAAAUGUAAUCACAAAGAGAAGCCAUCGCUACGUUAGUGACAUGUGGAGGAUCCGUUCAGUCUUUAUAGGUUUGUUUACCAUUUUAAGGUCAAAACUUUCAUUUUUCUGUUAUUUCUAACCUUUGUGUUUUUACUGCAAACAUUCCUAACAGCCCAGACUGGGUCUGUCAGCCGUGCAAUACAGCAGAGAGAUUAAAACCCAUGUCGUUUCCUUUCAGAAUAAAAGCACCUAACUGCCAAAUAAGGAGGAAGGAAAUUAUUUAACAGGUAACAUGCAUAGAGAAAAUAUUUUUGCAAAGUAGCAUCAUGUGAAGUGAAACAUCUCGCCCUUCACUAACCCGAGUGAGCACAGAUCUUCAAUAUUACCAAUAUUAUUUAGCUGUGCGAUGCCUUGCAAAUUCUGAAGCUUUUCACGUUUUGUCUCAUUCCUACCACAAACUUCAGCGUUUUUUAUUGAACUUUAUUAAGAUUGACCAACACAAAACAAAACAUUUGAGCAACAAAGCAAAUCAAAGUCCUUUGAGUCAUAAAAACAACAUUAAAUCACUGAUUGAGAAACCAGGGUUCAUAUAAGGCCCAAGAAAAUACAUGGAAGUUUGUGGUUUUAAAUUUACAGAAUGUAAAAAGUUUGCUACUUUUACAAGGCAUGUCACGUGCUUCACUCCGAAAUCCAGAAAAGCCUCCGGUGAAGGGCUGCUGAUCCAAACCAGAACUGGUCUGCAUCCCACAUUUAGAAGACAACAUUAGGGUCCAAACAGUGUACAGAGACAUUUCCAAUACUCAGUCGCUGUUGCAUCUGUGAAAACUCAUUUGUUGUCUAUUUUGUUUUGACUUUCAAUAAUUAUCUAAAAGAUUUCAGAAAAAAAUACAUUAAAUCCCUGAGCAGUUGAGGUUUAAAACAUUUUAGAUUCCGUUAACUUUUCAUCAAUCUCACUAUGGGUUUACAAAACCUCUAAAACUAAAUAUAUUUAUGAGUUUUCUUUCUGUAACAACUUAAAAGAAUAAAGCAGAAGAAAUUUUGUGUUCAGGACUCAAAACGAUGUAUUUCUGGGUCUUGAGUAAUUAAAAAGGCCCCAUUAUUGAACAAAGUGGACCAACUGAACUCUAUGCAUCUGAUCUGUAAACUCUAUCUAGAUGAGUCCUUCCUGAAUCAGUCUUACAAUGUUUACAUGGUGGAUUAUUAAUCUAAUUAUAGCAGCACAAGUGUCUGAUAUGUUGUAAAGCUGUCUGCUUUCUGGGCCAAAAGUCAAAGCUGUUGUGGCGUCGAUCAGAGACUGAAGUUUUGUUGAUGUAGGAAAAGAUGGUCCUGAAGCGGAUUGUUGUAAAUAGCUGCCAUGUAAAACACGUCAGAAUACGUGAAGUGAAAUUUGCUGCUCUGUUGUAGACUUGAAUUUAGCACGGAGCGACCCAAGCAGGUGAUUAAGUGCAAAUGGGUUUCCAGUUUGAGCAUGGAGCUACAGCUGAAAGAUAUACUGUAGGAAGGCCGUGUCCAUAAUGGAGAUGAAUUACAAGCCAUAUGCAUCUGCUUGAUUAGGAACUAAAAUGAAAGUUUCUGACUUUCACUCUGGCAGUACACACAUUGUUACACCAUGUGGGCUACAAAGGUCUAAAAAAAAAAACGUAUUUAUAAAUGUUGUGUAACUCACUAGCAUGUAAAAGGUCUUUUUAUUGGAAGAAAACAUCUGCACAGUCUUGACAAAAAAAAAAAUACAGUCAUACAAUUGACAUCUUGCUGGAAACGCCACGAAAAUAAUCUUUAUUGCUGUUGACAAUGAUUCUCUUUAAUCGAGGAAGGUCUUCCUCCUGCUGGGCCGUCGGGUUUGAAGCUGAAGUAGAUGAAGCACAAUGAAAAGCACAUACAUAACACACAGAGGCGGACAGACACGCAUGACCAUCCUCCCCUCCCCCUUGCUCUGUCCGGCCGGCCGAACCACAUGGGCGCGCCGGUCGUGUACUUCCAGAAACGGUGCAUGACGGGAACAAGAAAAACAAAAAGAAACCGUGUUGUGUCAGCACGCAUUAAUUAUUUGAUGUUCAAUGCCAAUUGUUGUCUUCUAUAUUUUGAUAUUUGGAUUAUUGUUUUCUAUUUUUCAAAUGUUUGUGAAUAUAUAAAUAUGUAUUACUGAUGACGUGUAGUGGGUGCAAAGUACUGGCAUGAGAAUUUUUUUACACAAAAGAUGUUUCUAAUUUAGUUUUUGUUUUAUUAUUCUGGUUGUUGGGGGCCGAGGCUCCUGAGACUACAGUCCAACUGUGUUUCUGCUACCAAUAAAACAUGGAAAACAGAAAUUUCACACUUUUCUCUGUCGCUUUGUGCAAAGAUACAAUGAAGCUACAUUUCCACCAAUGUGGAUCCAUUUGUUGGCAUUUCUGGUCAAAAACAAUAUGUGAAAAGUGUCCAAUAUGAUUCUUUUAUUGUAGCUGUAUAUCUUUUUCACUGAAUAAUUAAAAAUAUAAUAAAUCAA